Acanthoscelides obtectus is the source of this 1524-nucleotide messenger RNA. The record is from the annotation of a GenBank genome assembly. Lineage: Eukaryota; Metazoa; Arthropoda; Insecta; Coleoptera; Chrysomelidae.
AUAUUGAAUACAUUUUAGGCUUUUAUAUUGUGCAGCUUUGGUACUGAUGAUAUUGUCUACAGCCUAUGAUUACACAAACCAAAAAUUAGAAAGAAAAUCUCGUCAGCCACUUUUCAAGGCUUUUUCCGUUUUGACAAAUAUACAAAAAGUGUUACAAACUAGCGACGGCAACAGAGAGCAAAUUGAAGUUUUUCAUGGGAUGAAAACCAUAAGUAUGAUGUGGGUGAUAGCUGGGCAUGGAUUUAUCGGAUUCAAAAAUUUCCCUGUCUCAAACUACAAUUAUGGAAUCAAGUGGCAGACUGACCACCUGUACAUAUUCUAUAUCACUAGUGCGCCUUUGGCCGUGGACACAUUCUUCUACAUGUCAGGAUUUCUACUUGCAUAUCACUAUUUCAAAAUUAAGCACAGCUCUGCUUUGGUACAAGUAAAAUCCAUACCUCUGCUUUACAUCCACAGAUACCUCAGGAUAACUCCCGCAGUUCUAAUGCUGUAUUUAAGCUGCAUGUAUCUUUUGCCAUAUUUGGGAAGCGGACCCUUUUACGACGAAUUUGUGAAGCAACUGAUGAGUUCUUGUAGAACCAAUUGGUGGUCCUUCUUGCUGUAUAUACAGAAUUACUCUAACUACGACAACUUGUGUCUGACACACACGUGGUAUUUGUCAGCAGAUAUGCAGAUGUUCCUUUUGUCUCCAAUCGUAAUGAUACCUUUAGCAAUCGGACUUCACCAUGGAAAAUUCAAAACUUGUAUGAUUGCCAUGUUAUUGGUGAACCUAUUAUUCACGUUCCUACCUAUGUAUCUGAAACUUACGUAUCGGGACUAUACUAAUGCAUACGAUACUCACUCCAGAUUUAUCAAUUAUACGAUGGGGAUAACAUUAGGAUUGUUCAUGAGAGAGAAAAAACACCUUCCGUUUUUAUUUAAUAUGAAGAUGACCAAAUCUUCACGAUCGACAGCUAACUUGAUUAUUUGGACUGCUGUCCUGCUAGGAAUGCUUGCUACAUGUAUCUGCUACCAAGCAGUAGAAAUGCAGGACUACUAUGUGAACAAAACAGUCUUCUAUAGCCUAAUGAGACCAGCUUGGUGUAUAGGAUUGAGUUGGAUAGUGUACGCAUCUUAUCACGGAUAUGGAGGUGUGGUCAGAUGGUUCCUGGCACGUCCCUUGUUUCAGGUCGGUGGAAAGCUGAGCUACAGCAUGUAUUUGCUACAUGGGAUUGUUGUAGCUCAUUACGUCAUGAUGCUCAGAGUUAGAGCGUACUUUAGUGAAUUUAUAGAGUUUUACCUGUGGUGUGGAUACUUCAUCAUAAGCGUGGUAUUGGCUUUCUUUUGGACACUGGCAUUUGAAUCACCAAUGAUUACUGUCGAGAGGUUUAUCUUUGGAGGAUUAGCCGACAAAGCGAAGAAACAAGAAGGAAGAAGUGAUCAGAACGCUGCGUAAGAUUGGAAAUCUGAUUAGGUAUUCCACUUUCAAAGUGUAAAGUAGCUGAUAUAUUCAUUUUAUUUUGUAAUAAAUGUAAUUGAACCUAA